AUGGGGCUGCUCAGGAUUAUGCUGCCGCCCAAGUUGCAGCUGCUGGCGGUGCUGGUCUUCGGGGUGGCUGUGCUCUUCCUGGAAAGCCAGAUCCAGAAGCUGGAGGAGUCCCGCGGCAAGCUGGAAAGAGCUAUUGCAAGACAUGAAGUCCGAGAAAUAGAACAACGUCAUACAGUAGAUGGCCCCCGGCAAGAUGGGACACUGGAUGAAGAAGAUGAUGUGGUGAUUAUUUACAACAGAGUACCUAAGACUGCCAGCACAUCCUUCACAAAUAUUGCCUAUGAUCUCUGUGCGAAGAACAGAUACCAUGUGCUACAUAUCAAUACAACCAAAAAUAAUCCUGUUAUGUCUCUGCAAGACCAGGUCCGAUUUGUGAAGAAUGUGACUUCCUGGAAGGAAAUGAAACCAGGAUUUUACCAUGGACAUAUAUCUUAUUUGGACUUUGCAAAAUUUGGUGUUAAAAAGAAACCAAUUUACAUAAAUGUCAUAAGAGAUCCUAUAGAACGACUAGUUUCUUAUUAUUACUUUCUGCGCUUUGGAGAUGAUUACAGACCAGGGCUACGGAGGCGAAAACAGGGAGAUAAAAAGACCUUUGAUGAAUGUGUGGCAGCUGGAGGUUCAGACUGUGCUCCAGAGAAACUUUGGCUUCAAAUUCCAUUCUUCUGUGGCCACAGCUCCGAAUGCUGGAAUGUGGGAAGCAGAUGGGCUUUGGAACAAGCCAAAUACAAUCUGAUUAAUGAAUACUUCCUAGUGGGAGUUACUGAAGAGCUUGAAGACUUUAUCAUGUUAUUGGAGGCAGCUUUGCCCCGGUUCUUCAGGGGUGCCACAGAACUGUACCGGACAGGAAAGAAGUCUCAUCUUAGAAAAACAACUGAGAAAAAACUUCCCACAAAAGAAACUAUUGCCAAGCUACAACAGUCUGAAAUCUGGAAAAUGGAGAAUGAGUUCUAUGAAUUUGCACUGGAGCAAUUUCAGUUUGUCAGAGCACAUGCAGUUCGGGAAAAAGAUGGAGAAUUAUAUAUUCUGGCUCAAAACUUUUUCUAUGAAAAGAUUUACCCUAAAUCAAACUAA
This is a messenger RNA of Indicator indicator, 1071 nucleotides long. It is a transcript of the gene HS2ST1, whose product is annotated as heparan sulfate 2-O-sulfotransferase 1. The transcript is spliced from 7 exons. Gene Ontology annotation, cellular component: membrane. Lineage: Eukaryota; Metazoa; Chordata; Aves; Piciformes; Indicatoridae. The coding region runs from base 1 to 1071 and encodes 356 amino acids. Gene Ontology annotation, molecular function: heparan sulfate 2-sulfotransferase activity. The record is from RefSeq and is a predicted model, not a curated record.